GGAAAGGAGUGAUGAUGGAUUUGUGCAUUUAAAUCCUCAUGUUGGUGAGAUUAUUGGCAAUUUGACGGAAAUGCUGAAUGAUCCUGACGUUGGAUGGUCAUCAUUGAUGGAAUUGCCACGUGAUAUGCAGAGAGUUGGUGACGACUGGACAGAGAUAGUGGAGGAUUUAAAUUUUUAUGGUAUUUCUUUUAUUCCUCUGUCUGAAAUCGUCACAAAUAACACAGAAUUUAAAACUUUUCUACGGAACGAUUUGAAUCUGACUGAAAGAGUUUUGAAUUCAUUUUCGUCAUCGUCAGUUAAUAUGAGUCACUUGAUGAAGUCCUCCGUUGACAACACAGUGAGAUUCUAUCAAUGUUUAAUUGAUCCGUUUGCUCUAACAGCAAAUCAGUGUGAGUUCGAGAAAAGUAUUGUGUCCAAUCCUUCUCCAUAUGGACUGAUGGUAGCUACAUUACUCCAAGCUAUACAACAGCAAGACAUCAAUCUAAUACAAAAGGAUAUACAGGAGCUGCUGAUAACGUCGGCUAUCCUACGCAGCUUCUCUUGUGAUGACAGAGGGCUGAUGCAUUUGUUCAAGUUUCAUUCACGGCAAGACGAGAAUAACGUUGAGUCUGCUCUGUGUGGUCUGAGUAAAGUGCAGAGGGAAAGUUUGGCAAGAGAACUUGCCGGUCAACUAACUGCUUCAAAGGCAAUGCAGGAUAUGGAUUUAUCAGAUUCUCUUCCAUUGUAUCAGCAUAUAAGUACAGACACACAAACGCUAGCCAAUGAUUAUAAAUUUGUGUCUAAGCUGCAAUUCUAUGUGAGAUCUUUGUAUGAAGCAGAUCCUGAUUUAUGGGAAUUGCAGUCAGUACGAUAUGCGUAUCGUGGACCUGUGAGAGGCGAUCCGGUUGAUAUCGUAGAGCAGUUAGGGCCGAACAGCUUCACUGCAAAGUAUACUAACAAAAUACAACAGAACAUCAAGUGUCGUCUUCUCUGUGGGAAUUUCACAUCAUACUGCAAGACAACAAGUCUUGGUGCAUCAAGACCACUUAGAUAUGCAUCAGGAUAUGAAGCAAAAGGCGCUAGGAAAGAAAAGUCAGUUGCUUCUCGCUUACAAGAUGGUGUGAAGAUAUUGUAUGCUCCUCAGACACAUGUUGUCAAUGAAGUCAUUCGCUGGGCUAACAGAACAAUGGAGCAGAUUGCUUCUCUUGGUCUGUUUGCAUUGGAAUUUGCUAACUACACAACUUCUCUUGAGUCUCUGAUGGAAAACCUGACGUUCACGUCGAAUUUUACAACUUCAGUUUUACAACAGAUUUGUAACUUGACAUCAGUGGUGAACAAUCAGACAGAGAGUGUUCACACUGCUUCAAAGCUUAUACGGCGAUCUGAUGUCACACGUUGGAUGGAUACUUUGCAUUACAAAAUGCAGAAAUCGAAUAAGACAAAUGAGUCGUAUGACUCGGAUUUUGUGUUGAAUGAGUAUUGUAAUCAUUGGGAACAAAUCUAUUCCUCAUUGUCUAAUGGAAAUCUUCAGAGUUUUGUUUCCAUGCUCAAUUCGCUGGCAAAGGGAUUAGCCGAUCAACUAAAUGAUCUGAAACUUGAUGUGUGGAUGGGGUUUCCUGAUGAGCAGAGCCUUGAUGAGUAUGCAGCUCACUCAGUAAUCAACGAGUCAACAAUCUGGGCAGGUGUCGUUUUUACCAACCUGUCAAGUAACUGGAGCCUUCCUCCUCACGUUCAGUACAAAAUAAAGAUGAACAAAUCAUUGGUGUUUGAUCCUGGCCAACUACGAGACAGAGAUUGGAGACCUGGACCACGAGACUCUGAUUUCAAUCUUUUGUAUGAGGUGUUUGGUUUUGUGUACAUACAAGACUUGAUUGACAGAGCAAUCGUGAACUUUGUCACAAACAAGACAGUCAACGAGCCAGGAGGAUAUCUGCAGCAGUUUCCAUAUCCUUGUUAUAACUUUGACAGAUUUGCUGCUACUCUGUAUCAGUACAGUCUGCUGUCAGUUGUUUUGGUGUUUUCUUGGGUCUUCUCUGUAGCCAUGAUAAUCAGAAAUGUUGUACAUGAGAAAGAGCAGCGAUUAAAGGAGAUGAUGAAGAUCAUGGGAAUCAGUGGAGCCUCUCUGUGGAUUUCGUGGUUUAUCACGAGUUUUCUGUCUGUUGCUGUCUCUUCCCUUGUACUUACAGUUAUUCUGAAGGUUGGCCGAGUGUUUAUUCACAGCGAUUUCUUAGUUAUUUUUCUGUUUUUUCUCAAUUAUGGAGUAGCAAUGGUAAUGAUGUGUUUUGUUUUCUCUACUUUGUUCAACCGCUCAAACCUUGCAGCUGUGGCUGGUGGCAUUCUCUAUUUGGUGACGUACAUUCCAUUUAGUGUUUACCGGAAUUAUGAGUACGAGUUUGGUUUUUCUCAAAAAGGAGUUUUGUGCUUGCUUUCAACGACUGCAUUUGCGUCUGGUUGUAACUACAUUGCCAGAUGGGAAGAGAUGGGAGAUGGUAUGCAAUGGUAUAACAUUGGGGAAAGCACAGUUCCUGGCGAUACUUUCAGUUUUCUCUCUGUCAAUUUAUUCAUUGCCAUCGAUGCUCUUCUCUAUGCUAUCUUGGUGUGGUAUAUAGACAGUGUGUUUCCUGGGCAGUAUGGCAUUCCUCGUUCUUGGUAUUUUCCUUUGCAGUCAUUGUUUUGGUGUAGAAAUUGGAGAUGCACGAAGGAACAAGAAUACUCCAGAUUGUCUGUUGAAACUCCAGACGAGACUGACUGUGCAGAAGACAUCACCAUUGGAGUAUCAAUUCGUAAUCUGGUGAAAAUAUAUGGAGGAGGAAAAGUGGCUGUAGACGAUUUGACUUUGGAUCUGUUUGAAGGACAGAUCACUUGUUUAUUGGGACGUAAUGGUGCAGGGAAAACGACAACAAUGUCUGUGUUGACCGGGUUGCUUCCUCCCACAUCUGGUGUUGUACACGUUUUGGGAAGAGAUGUAAUGUCCGAAAUUGUCAACAUUAGAAAGGUGCUUGGUUUCUGUCCGCAACACAAUAUCCUGUUCAACAAGUUGACAGUUGAGGAGCAUUUAAGGUUUUUCCUUACUAUGAAAUGUCCUUUUGAGAAAAGUUCUGAACUGAAUGAAAAUAUAAACAGAUGGCUAAAUGAUUUAUCUCUAACAUCUAAAAGGAAGAGUUUGAUCUCUUCCUUGUCCGGUGGUAUGAAGAGGAAGUUGUCAGUAGCUAUUGCGUUUGUGGGUAGUUCAAGACUUGUAGUUCUUGAUGAACCCACUGCUGGUGUUGAUCCUUAUGCUAGAAGAGAAAUCUGGGAUCUUUUGGCAAAAUACAAAGAUGGUAGAACAAUUGUUCUCUCUACUCACUACAUGGAUGAGGCUGACAUUCUAGGUGAUCGAGUUGCAGUAAUCUCACAUGGAAAGCUAUGUUUUGUUGGUACACCCAUAGCACUUAAAAGUCGUUUAUGUCCUGGUUAUCAGUUGACUUUAGUAAAACAACAGAAAGUGUGUUGUACUGCUUUGCUUUGUUCAUCUGUCGAUGCAAAGAUUGAUGGAUUAGACGAGUCCGAUCAUUCACAGUUGUUUUCUGCUUUGGUUGAAGAUGCUCAAACAGUAGAUGGUGAGAUCCUGAAAAGAUCAUCUCAUGCCAGUUGUGCUACACAUGCCACUAACUCAAUGAGAAAUGUGGUGGAACAAGAAACAGUAUUAUCUCAUUGUCAUGUGUUACAGAGACCAGCAACUUUUCGAAGUUUCAAUAUGGAGGAUGUGAGAAAGUUUGUUCACUUGUAUGUGAACGAUGCUUGGCUACAUGAAGACUCUGCAGCUGAGACAACUUUUACUAUUCCAGCUACAGCAGCUAGAGACAGCCGAUUCUCAUCACUACUUAGAGAACUGGAUUUGUGCAAAGAAAAGCUUGGCAUUGCCAGCUAUGGUGUUUCUGAUUCAUCGUUUGAUCAGGCAUUUCUUGCUGUGACUGCAGAGACAGAAAAGGAGGAGGAAUUGUCAGAGGACGGAGAAGAUGUCAAGCAAUUGUGUAGCACAAACAUUUUGUUGAAUUUUCUGAAUAUUGGAUGCUGGUGCAGGCGACAGACAACUGCAUCUGGCACUGAUGUUUCACUAACAGAUGUUACACAUAGUACUGACAAUCAUGGUGACGAUGAAGCUGAGAGCAAUACCCUUCUGUUGUCACACAGUCAACAAGAGUCUCAAGAAGGUAUAUUUGUUGAGUCGACACAGUUUGCUGAAGGACUCUCUCUGCAUUGGCAAUGUUUCAAGGCACUCAUGACCAAACGCUUUUUGUACACAAAAAGAGAUGGGAAGGGAUUCAUUUGUCAAGUUAUCCUUCCAGUUCUCUUUAUUUUUGUUGCUUUACUUGUUGAGCACUUUAAGCCAGAACCAGUUAACAGUCAAAUUGAGCUCUCUCCUACUGUCUAUCCUGCAGACAGAUAUUUCCCAUUUCUUAACUUUCAGAAAAACAAAUCAGUGCCCACUCAAUUAACUCGAGCAGUUGAACAACUAUGUGGGAUAUCUGCCCAUUUUCUUGUUGAACGUCUUGACAGAACUCCAUGCAUGCAGUAUAUGAGCAAGUUAUCUGCAGCUGGAAUCCGUAAUGGUGACUGGUGGACUCAUCCUUCUCACAACAAUUGGUUACCAUCUAAUGUCUCUUGCAGUUGUACUCGAGGCAGACAGGUUUGUCCUGUUGAUGUGGCUUCUUCUUCACCUCCAAGCCUUCAAACUAUUGACAAAAUAACAAUCCAAGAGUUGAACAACAAAGUCAAUGUGACUGACUACUUGAUAAAGACGGUAGAUGCAUAUGAGCUGCAUCGAUAUGGUGGACUGACUGUUGGUAAUGAGAACUCACAGUAUGGAAAUGUGAAAGCUAAUGGAGAUCACAAGCAAUGGAUUGAGAUGCUGGGGGUUAGGACAGCAGCCAAAGCAUGGUUUAAUAAUCGAGGCUAUCAUGCAGGACCUAUUUAUAUCAAUGUGUUGAAUAAUGCUAUCUUGAGAGCAAAUUUAAAUGAAUCAGAAAAUAUCAGUCAGUAUGGCAUUACAACUUAUUCUGAUCCGUUCAGCUGGACUGCAUCUCAGUUGGUGAUUGAGAAAAUACGGUCUGGUUAUGACUUUGUGUUUGCCGUUUUUGCUAUGAUUGCUGUGUCAUUUAUUCCGCCUACGUUCAUCAUGUUUCUCAUUCAAGAGCAAGCCAGUGGUGCUAAACACCAACAGAUGAUGUCUGGACUGCACCCACUGAUCUACUGGACUGCCAAUCUGGUGUGGGACUUGCUGAGUUACUUGGUGAUGGUUCUUUGCCUUUCUGCAGUGUUUUUAGCCUUUCAGCCACCGACUUUUACAUCAUUGCAGAGCUUUCCGGCUGUGGUUGUGUUGUUUACUAGUUUUGGGUGGGCUAUGAUCCCAAUGUUGUACUUGACAUCGUUCAUCUUCCAAGACAGCAGUUUGGCAUAUGUGAGUAUGUUGGCUCUCAGUCUUCUCAUUGGUCUUCUCACAACCGUCACGUCAGCCAUUCUACAAUUCCUACAACAAUACGACGAUAGUUAUGAUGAUUUGAGCAGUCUUGCUCAUCAACUCUUUCUUAUCUUUCCAACGUACGGCCUUGGUCAAGGUCUGGUUGAUAUUGCAUAUGACUACUACACAUCAAAAAUCAAUACAGAUUUUGGUGACUUGGGCAUUAGCGUUGAGAGUGUUGGACCUUUCUCUCUGCAGCAACACGCUAUUGGCAUGAGUCUUAUUGUGAUGGUGACUGAAGGUAUAGGAUGUGUUGCUCUGGUUGUGUUAGUGGAAUACAAGUUCUUCAUAUCAAAGUGGCUUUUUAUUAUCAAACAAUCUAGUAAGAAGAUGGACAAGGUUGAUACUGUACCAGAAGGCGAAGAUGAAGAUGUAGCAGCGGAACGAAGAACAGUAAUCAAUGGAAGCAACUGUGAUGUGGCACUACGACUUGUUAAUCUAACUAAAAUCUAUGGUUUGUCAUUUCGAGCUGUUGACAAUGUCUGCCUUUCUGUGUCUAAGCAUGAGUGCUUUGGUUUGCUUGGCAUGAAUGGUGCUGGUAAAACUACUUUAUUUCGGAUGUUGACAGGAGAUCUAGCUGUGACACACGGCGAUGCAAUGCUACUUGGUAAAAGUAUUGUGAGGAACAUUCACAAUGUUCGUCACAGUAUUGGUUACUGCCCGCAGUUUGAUGCUAUCAAUGAUAAGUUGACUGGAAAGGAGCAUCUUAUACUGCAAGCACAACUGAAAGGAAUGAGCACAGACGAAAUGAAAGAGAACGUGCAAUGGUGUCUUGAGAUAUUAGCACUGAGUGAGUAUGGUGAUGUGAUGGCAGGAAAGUACAGUGGUGGCAACAGAAGGAAGUUAUCCACUGCUAUUGCUCUUGUUGGAAAACCUCAGAUAGUCAUUCUGGAUGAACCUACAACAGGCAUGGAUCCUAGUGCUAGACGUUUCGUAUGGAAAGUCAUUCGUAACCUUACACGAGAAGGCCACUCUGUCAUACUGUCUUCACACAGCAUGGAAGAGUGUGAAGCUGUAUGCACACGAAUAGGAAUCAUGGUGAAUGGACGCUUUGUAUGUCUUGGCAGCCCACAGCAUCUGAAAACAAGAUAUGGGAAAGGGUAUACUAUCACGUUGAGACUGAACAGGCACGAGGAUAGUCUUGAAGUCAUUACAGAGUUCUUCAGACAAACAUUUCCAUCUGCAAUACUGAAGGAACGGCAUUACAACAUGUUACAGUUUCAACUGCUUGCAGAUGAUGUGUGCUUGUCUCAUAUCUUCACAGAGUUGGAAAAUCGAAGAGAAGACUUUCAUAUUGAUGACUUUUCUGUUUCCCAGACAACUCUUGACAAUAUCUUCCUUGGGUUUGCAAAACAGCAGAGAGAUGGCAUUGAAGAUUGCAAUGAAAGAGCAGCUUUGUGGGCAACCUCAAGAGUUCUAUAUCGUGCAGAUGAACAACAUGUUUAUGUUCAACAUCCUUUAGACAUGUCAGAGAAUUAAUGUCAGUUGAUAUAAUUUGUAUCAACGGUAUGAAUACAUAGAGUAGCAUGCAUUUCUCAGGUUCUCAUAAUAUAUAUUUAUUAAUUGAUUACCAGG
Molecule: messenger RNA, 7054 nt
Organism: Corticium candelabrum
Lineage: Eukaryota; Metazoa; Porifera; Homoscleromorpha; Homosclerophorida; Plakinidae
Product: ATP-binding cassette sub-family A member 2-like
Exons: 42
Coding region: 71-6958 (2295 amino acids)
Biological process (GO): lipid transport; transmembrane transport
Cellular component (GO): membrane; intracellular membrane-bounded organelle
Molecular function (GO): ATP binding; lipid carrier activity; ATP hydrolysis activity
Source: RefSeq, a predicted model, not a curated record